GCGAAAAUCACAUUUGAAGGGGAUGUUCAUGAAGCAGGCACAGGUGAGAACACGCUACUAAACACAGGAACAAAAUGUCCCUUCAAAGAAGAUCUCUAGCCUGUCUGCUGCUGGCUGUUUCAGCUUGUGAAGCAGAGCACGGUGGGCUGCGGGCAAGCUCAAGCACUGCCACCCUGCAGCCGUGGCUGAUCGGACUGGCAGCUGUGGUGGGCUUCCUGUUCCUUGUCUUCGUCCUGCUCAUCAUCAAGCGAGUGUUCUUCAAAACAGACGAGCCGGAGGGAGCGGGGGAGCGCAGGAAAAGCGGCCAAGACAACCCAGCCCUGGAGGUUGAAGUCUCCGAAGCUAAAGACAGCUCCCAGACCAGUUUUUAAUGCCAGCGACUGCGUCGAAAAUGUUUUUUUUUUGUAUUAAUCGGCUGGGGAGCCCUUACCUCUCUUGUGAUAGUAGUGGUGUUUUCAGGGACAAAGAGAUCAGUUGCAUUCGCUAGCAUCCCCCGAUGUUCAGCACCGGCCGCAGACAAAUUCCCGAGCGGUCGCCCGCCUAUCAGACUUAGGCUACAAAGGCCAGCUGUUAAAAUAUCGAUUAGGAAUGUGGAUUAUUGAAAUUAACACUGGGAUCUCAAACACAUUUCAUUGGUGUUUUACGUUUUUUGUUUGAAGUUAUGCAGCCAAUUAAACAAUUAAAUUAUUUUCUUAGA
Messenger RNA from Lepisosteus oculatus (spotted gar), 697 nucleotides. RefSeq names its product small integral membrane protein 24. The record is from RefSeq and is a predicted model, not a curated record. Lineage: Eukaryota; Metazoa; Chordata; Actinopteri; Semionotiformes; Lepisosteidae.